AUCUACUUGAAAUGAAUGAAUCUGAGCCUUCAGAUUUACUAACUCAGGAACAGAACUCACAAGAUACAUCUAAUUUACAGGCGGAAGCUGCCUUUGAUCAAAUGAUGGAUGAGUUGAUGCAAAGAAGCCCUACCUCUGCAGUUGCAUCGGAAAUCCUUGGUGAGACACUCAUUGCAACAAGUCCUAGAAGACUUAGUCCAAGAUAUCAUGGAGAAUCUCAGGAAGAAAUGAUGAUCUCGAUAGCAGAUGAAGGUGAUGUUGCAAUUGAGCAGGCACUAGCAGACACGGAGAUGUUUAGUCACCAUAGCAAUGAAGAUGAUACACCAGCGG
Molecule: messenger RNA, 330 nt
Organism: Anneissia japonica
Lineage: Eukaryota; Metazoa; Echinodermata; Crinoidea; Comatulida; Comatulidae
Exons: 3
Source: RefSeq, a predicted model, not a curated record